Molecule: messenger RNA, 1803 nt
Organism: Conger conger (European conger)
Lineage: Eukaryota; Metazoa; Chordata; Actinopteri; Anguilliformes; Congridae
Gene: pinx1
Product: PIN2 (TERF1) interacting telomerase inhibitor 1
Exons: 7
Coding region: 135-1259 (374 amino acids)
Biological process (GO): regulation of ribosome biogenesis
Cellular component (GO): nucleolus
Molecular function (GO): nucleic acid binding; telomerase inhibitor activity
Source: RefSeq, a predicted model, not a curated record
UGUGACAGGAUUAUUGUGGAACACAACGUGCAUUGUUUUGAUUAUCUCUGUGUGUAUUUUGACAAACGGACUUACGUGUUUUGUUCAGGCACGUACUGAGACAGCCCUGAGUCCAUGCGGCUGAGGACCCCAAGAUGGCGAUGCUCGCAGAACCCCGCAGGAAACAGAAGUGGUCCGUGGACCCAAGAAACAGCGCCUGGAGCAAAGAUGAGUCCAAAUUUGGCCAGAAGAUGCUGGAGAGAAUGGGGUGGUCCAAAGGAAAGGGUCUGGGGAAAAGCGAGCAGGGUGGCACGGAGCACAUCAAGGUCAAGGUGAAGAACAACAACCUGGGCCUUGGGACCGCAGCCAGCCACGAGGAUAACUGGAUCGCCCAUCAGGAUGAUUUUAACCAGCUGCUGGCCGACCUCAACAACUGCCACGGACAGAGCAACCCCCCGGCCCCCCAGGAGCAGAGCUUCAGUCUGGAGGAGAAAUCCAAAACCUCCAAGAAGAGAGUUCACUACAUGAAGUUCACCAAAGGGAAGGACCUGUCCAGCCGCAGUCAGACAGACCUGGCCUGCAUCUUCGGGAAGAGAGCCCGGCGUGGAACGGACCAGGAGGAGGAAAGCAGUGGCCAGGACUCCCAGGAAGAGAGGGAGGUUGUGGAGGCGGAGGCUGCUGUGGUGACCCCUGACCCGGAAGCAGAGGCCAACACUGUGACCAGCUCCCUCACCAUGCAGGAGUACUUCGCCCAGAGGAUGUCGCAACUCCGCGGACGACGCGCCCCUGUGACCUCGCCUAAGACCGCCGACCUUUCCCCCGAAACCGCCGACCUUUCCCCCGAAACUACUCCUGACAUCGGUGCGACCGCACCCCCGGACCACGCCCCAGACUCCCCCGCGGCUCCGAAAUCCAAAUCUAAGAAGAAGAAGAAGAAGAAGUCAAAGGAGCGAGAAAAGGAGGAGGAGGAGGAGGAGCAGGAGGUGGAGGUGGAGAGAGUCGGGGUGGGUGUGGAGGUCAGCGUUUCCCAGGGGGCUGAGCAGGAGGGCUGCGGGCUCGGUAAGAAGAACAAGAAGAAGAGGAGGAGGAAGCGUGAGGAUGGAGGGAUGGAGGGGGAGGAGUGCGGGCUUUCCUGCGGGAGCCGGGAUGGGGGUGUGGAGGAGGCGCCCCCUGAGGAGCCGGCUGGCCCCGCCCUAAACGGCCACACGGGCAAGAGGAGGAGGAGGGAGCAGGAGCAGGAAAAACCCAAAAAAGACAAAAAGAAGAGAAAAGAGAAAUGAGCAGGUCCCUCGGAGAAGAAGGGGGGGAUCCUCCAUUUUAUAAAGGACCAGGAAAACCUCCCUGCAGCCUGCUUUACAGGCCCUGAGUUUGCCUUCGGUGCUCUGCGCUAAAUUUGUGAAACUUGUGGGGAUUUUACAGCAAAUUAAAUCCGCUAAUUUAGAAGUGGGUUAUUUAUGACCUAUGGUUACCUGGGGAACGACUGCUGAGAUGUCGUCAUGUUCCCUGCCUCACACCUGCCUCACACCUGCCUCACACCUGCCUCACACCUGCCUCACACUGGUGAACAACCCGCUGUCUCUCAAUGCACGUGACACUCCUGUCUUGUUUUUUGCUGGCAAGGCAAAAGGCUGGUCGAUGCCAUCUACACCAUGUGCAUUUAUGAAUGAAAUCAUAUAAUGUUAAUUAUAACAGUUAUUAUAUUAUUACGUGCCUUUUUAAAACUCAGGCUCUACCCAUCUUGUCAAAGUGAUAUUCUGUAAACAUGUUUGUAUUUCUUCCUAAUAAAUCUCCCUCAUGAAUUAAACAUGUCGCUUGAGAAACAAA